AUGUCCAAGGAGACUACUGCACGAAGUCCCGGCGAAUCGCAAGACGCGACCCGUCCUCUGUUCAGUGCGCAGGUGUCGCACCAAGAAGACGACGGAGAAGACGCGCCCGAUGAAGUAGACGAUGGCCCCCCACCUCUAGUUGACCCGCCUCCAUCCAUGACUUUUACAUUCAACACAGACAUGACUCCGUACGAAGGCGGUCUUCAGCAGACGGCACCGUUCCCCACUGCUUUCCCUUCCUUCACAACUGCUUCUUCGGGUCCCCCUUCAGGCGGAGAGCUCGUCUCGCUCUAUCCCAACGACGCGUUUAUUGGCGGUGGUCGAACGAACAGACGACGCGCUCAAGACCCGGACUACAUCCCCAGAGCGCCGAACGCGUUCAUCUUGUUUCGCGCCUCUUUCGUGCGUACACACCAACUUGAAGCAGGCAGUGGAGGAAAGAAGGAUCGUCUUGGCAAGCUUGUUGGGCAAGCCUGGCGCGCUCUGCCAGCGCACGAGCGCAAAGAAUGGGAAGUCAGGGCAGCCCUCGCACAAGAGGAGCACCGUCGGCGCUACCCAGAUUGGCGCUUCAAGCCACAGCAAAUCGCGGCCGGCCUUGGGCAACCCUCGGGCCCGCGACCGCGCAAGGGCAGGAUCAAAGACGGGGGCGGCGGGAAUCAUGACAGAGGCGAAGGCAGCAGCAAGGACACCGCAGCAGCUUCGCGAAGUCGCACAGAGGAAAGCGCCGCACAAGAAGAGAGCCAGAACGCCUCAUCCUCGGCAAACGUGUACGAAUUCCCAGGGCCCCAAAUAUUGCUCGAUGCUCCUACUGGCAAUAUUCCUUCCGAGGAGCAGCCUUCAGCUUUACCAUCGACAUCUCCUUCCUUGAAUCAACAGGAUGCUCGUCAAACUUUUCCAGUACCCACGACGCGACAGUACCUUGUCCCUCCGCCACCAUCUGAUGCGGCGUCUGGCCGAGUGCGCUCGAGGUCACUGGCGACGUCUACGCGUUCAAGGUCGACCCCUUCGCGUCGAGGGCGUGGGAGGAGUGUUGAUCUGAGCGGCGUCUCUCGCCCCGUUCCUCAACCUCCAGAAAGUCCUCGCAAACGCUCCGCGAAGGUCGCCCAGCUCUCCACAUCCGACGAGCACGACCCAUUGCGUGGGCGCAAUGCGGGCGUCUCCCCGCCUCGCAAGAGGCAGGACAAGGGCAAGGGUCGCGAGGCGAGCGUGUCUGGAGGUCUUUUCGCCACUGUCGCGUCUAGCUCUGAGCAGCAGGAGCAGGCGCAAUGGGACGGACCACCGUCGACCCCCGAGUCUUCCUUCAGCUCGCCAGUGCUAAGCGAGGCAGCAGCGUCUACCGCAUCCACACAGCCCCUGCAGGCGCCCACACAGGGUCCACUGAACAUCCGCUUCUUCCACGACCCCCGCAGCGCGUCGAGUCCCAAGAAAGCACCUCGAGACUCGUCUAAUGAUCCAUAUGCCUCCUCAGUGCCCUUGCACCCCAUACCCUUCCCGACAACGGCGCCUCGCACACCGACCAUGUCGCCUGCGACGACAGUUCUAUCGCCCCUGACGUCACCUGCCACUUCAUAUGCGUCGCCCGUCAUGCAAACUGCAGCCGUGCAAGAGUCCGAGCGCAAUCCUUUCAGCACCGUCCCGCUCACGGAGAUGUUCAAACGCGCAUCGUCAGCGCCGCCAGUGGAGAAGGGCUCAUCAUCGUCGUCGUCUUCAUCUUCGUCUACUUCGACGCGCGUCCCAGACUUCAUCGCUCGCCGUGAGGAGGAAGAGGAGUCCGAUGGGGACGGAGGUAGCAGCAGCGGGAGCACAACACCGCAGAACGUCGUACGCGCAGCGCCCCCCGGCAGCGCGCCCAUAUCGAUUCCUUUCGGAGUGGGGAAAGUUGGGCAGCCUGGUGUCGGGUGGGACGGUACGGGGCCGUUGUUCCCCUUCGCUGCCUCGGGUGGGAGCCUGGGCGGCAUUGGUGCGCGACCGACACACGGCAGGAGAGAGACGAUAUCACUGCCAGUGCAGAGGGCGCCGCCUAUUCACCAGACGCCUCCGGUGCAUCAGCACGAGUACUCUUUUGCCUCGGGCGUAAGCUCAGGUCAUUCUUCGCCCCAUUUUGCAGCUGUGCAUGCCCCCAUCCCAGCUAGCUACGCUGAGGGGUAUCAGCACCACCAGCAGAUCCAGCCAACGGCUCAAGUCGAGAACCAACCAGCCGCUCGCGACGCAUCUGCACAGCAAAAUCCACAGCAGAACUGGGCGCCACUAACGACCGAAGGCAUGGGCUACGAUUGCAGCGACUGGCAGGCAAGACCACUUCUUCUCUGUCGCCCACGACCUCAGCUGAUAAUCGCCCAGCCAUACCACCACCAACAGCCUGAAGACACGGGCGGCAUUUCAUGGACGAGGGCGGAAGGACGGCAGGGCGUGGUUGCGGCUAUCGACGCCCCCAAAGCGCAAGAGAAGUGGCCAUCAGAGUACGAGGGGGAGACGUUACAGUAUCCGGAGACGAUGGAUUGGACGACGCAAGACUCGCCUGAGCCUCCGCCGGUCAUGCUGCCGGCGCCGAACGAGCCAGCUUAUGGACAGCAUCAGCAACAGCCUAUCGAAUACCCAACUUACCAGAGCACGGGAUGGGCGGAGACAGGAUGGACUGCUCAUGCUUCGCGUGAGCCUGCGCAAGCAGGCUACAACCCUGGCGUGUGGCCACCUCAGCAAACGACAUGGGCGCAGAAUACGACCUGGGAUCAGCAGCAAUACUACCAGCAGUACACGCAGUCGCCGUAUACCCAUUCUCAGCCUUCCCUUCUGUCCCAACCACAGCAAUCCUGGACCCAGCCGCAGCACUCCCCAUACAUGCAUGCCCAGCACUCUCCCUAUGCGCAUCCCAUGCACUCGCCCUACGCGCAGACGGAGCAUCCGUCGGCGCAGGUGUCUCCACUGGCGAGUCCCGCAAUGAAGAGCCUGCCGCCGACUGAGCAGCCGAGAUCGAAUUGGGGCGGCGGGUGGGCUGCCGAGAGCGAGGAUUUGAGCUCCAAUACGGCUGGUAUGUAUCCCUCGGGGUCAGGCUGGUCAUCUUAUCAGGGAGGAUGGGACGCACCAUCGGAGGAGCGUCGCUAA
Molecule: messenger RNA, 3102 nt
Organism: Schizophyllum commune H4-8
Lineage: Eukaryota; Fungi; Basidiomycota; Agaricomycetes; Agaricales; Schizophyllaceae
Exons: 2
Coding region: 1-3102 (1033 amino acids)
Source: RefSeq, a predicted model, not a curated record